ACCUUAAACACGCACCUGGGAACGGCUCACCAGCUCACAGCAAGAUGGACGGCGAGUGAAAACUCUCACUCGACAGGUCUGAGACACGAGCAAAUAUUGCAAAGAUGAACUCAAACCUGUGGAAUUUUAGAGAGAUGCUAAGCAUCCCUGUGGGGCCUGGGAUGACAAAACAUUCUACUCGAGACAGUGCUCCUAGUGACUACUCCAGUUUGUCUGACUCUCAGUUUCUUUUCGGAUCACAAUUCUGUCCUGAGAAUUCACAGUCACAGGAUUUUAACUUGUCUUCAAGAGCACAGAAGAAUUCCCAGCAGAACUCUCAGCAGAUUGAAACUGAGUCGAAGAUCUAUGAGAAAUAUCAGGCUAAGCCAUACUUAUUUGCUGCGGAAAGCAAAGAGAAUCGUUUAUUGACUCAAUUUUAUGCUGGGAAAUCCAAAAGCCUUCUGGAGCAGUUUGAGAUUAGCAGAAGAAAGGUGAAAGAUAAAGAAGAGAGUGAGCACUUUAAUAACUGGCUUUCUAAGCUGCAGGAAAGCAUUGACCGGAUUAAAAUAUGCUUUAAUAAUCUUGAAAAGAAGACCGAACUGCACAAUAGAUCGGUUCUAGCGGGAUUGGACAGUAUAUCAAAAACAAUGCAGGAGAACAUAAACACUCACUAUGAAUCAAUUGUGAGUGCCUUGGAAGCUCGAAGUAGUACUGAGCAAAUUCUGGAAAUGGACAAGAGACUUGCAUCUAAGGAGAAGGAAGUGAGUAAUCUUAGAACUCAACUACAAACAAUGCAGGAAUGCCUAGAUGGGAUUAAAAAUUCACAAUAUGAACAACAUCAGAAAAUGUCUGAACAGCUGUUUUGGUUUAAAGAUAACUUUCAGGUUAAAGAAAUCCUGUCUGAACUUCAUAAACUCACUUUUAAUUCAAACCUAAACAUCCAGGUGCAAAAUAAUACAACACAAACAACACCUAGUUCAAAUGAAGAACUGUGCGUAGUUACUAAGGACAAGGCUUAUUAUGAAAGUACAAGACUUUGCAGAACAUCAAUCCAACCUCAACCAGAUGUUGUGGACAGCCACCAAUGCUUUGAUACUAAAGCAGUAUGUUCUGAAAUAUUACCUAAUGAUGAUAGCAGUAUUCAUCUGAAUGUUCACCAAAAAACUUUACCAGCGGAUGCCAGGUCGGGGCUACGUACUUCCAUUCAUGAACAUAAUGCCAUGUCUUCAUGUUGUGGAGGCAAGGCUGAAGACACUUCUUCAUUUUCUGCUGCAACAAACUCCAAUCACACAUCUGAGUGUCCAUUUCCUCACAUUGUGCACAGGGAGGUUUUGCCGAAUGAAUUACCUUUUCAAGUAUCUUCCCAUGCUGAUGUCAAAUUGGCUGAAUACCAGAGUGGCUCAAAGAGCAAAACAGUCUAUACUUCCAAUGCUCCUAAGCAGUGCAUUAUUCAGAAAAUAGAUCACAAUGACAGUGAAAACGGAUGGGCUCCUGUAUCCUUCAAUCCAAAUGUAAAAUAUAACUUUGGUCAGAAAAUGUGGCAGAACACAACUAUGAAGAACAAUACAAGGAGAGGUUACAGCGCAAUGACAGGCAGGAAGAUGGCAACUGGACGAUGCACUAAAAAGGGAACCACCUAUAAUGCACGCAGUAAGAAAAAGGAAAACAUUGCCAAAGCAUCAAAUAAAUCAAAGAACCUUAAUGUUUUCAUUAAACAAGCUGCUUUGGAUAAGCAGAAGAUUAAGGCAGGUACCCACAGAAAAACAACUAUGAAUGAAAGGCGAAGGCACUCUCUUGAAGGACUCUAUGUGGGAGAUCAGAACUGGCGGGGACAAGUAAAAAGGGGCAAUUUUCCACAACAGCAGAAUUGGGGGAAAGAGAUUCCUAAAGUGGCUGAGAGAAAUCUUUCAUGGCAGUCUCCUAAUUCUUUACAAAGGAGCGAUCUGCAAAAUGAUAUGGAAUCUGAACAUCAUCUUCAGUCGUGGUUUAGUCCUUUAACUCAGGAGAGCUCCUGUGAUAAAUCACCAAAGCUUUCACUUGGAAAGGAAGCACAAAACAAAACACAGCUUAACCUUUUUGACAGCAGUGAAGACUCUGAUUGAUUAGGGUAUAUAUAGCUUUUAUUACAUUUCACUUCAAUAUUUUACACACAAUAGCAAGAAUGAAAAAAUAGUAAAAAUUCAUUUUAGUAUAAAAUUUACAUUAUGUAACAAAUAUAUUUUGUUCAUGUUGAUUUAUUCGA
Messenger RNA from Rhincodon typus (whale shark), 2221 nucleotides. RefSeq lists its product as uncharacterized. Bases 105 to 2081 code for a protein of 658 amino acids. Gene Ontology annotation, cellular component: condensed nuclear chromosome. The record is from RefSeq and is a predicted model, not a curated record. NCBI's taxonomy places the organism in Eukaryota, Metazoa, Chordata, Chondrichthyes, Orectolobiformes, Rhincodontidae. The transcript is spliced from 8 exons. Gene Ontology annotation, biological process: meiotic DNA double-strand break formation; homologous chromosome pairing at meiosis; DNA recombination.